This is a messenger RNA of Sesamum indicum (sesame), 1300 nucleotides long. RefSeq names its product ethylene-responsive transcription factor 5. Gene Ontology annotation, biological process: regulation of DNA-templated transcription; ethylene-activated signaling pathway. Gene Ontology annotation, molecular function: DNA binding; DNA-binding transcription factor activity. NCBI's taxonomy places the organism in Eukaryota, Viridiplantae, Streptophyta, Magnoliopsida, Lamiales, Pedaliaceae. The record is from RefSeq and is a predicted model, not a curated record.
CUUCUUUUCCACUCAAACCAACUUUGAGUUCAGACCAACCAAUCAAGACUAGCUAGAAAUCAAAACCCUUUUACUUUUCUGCGAGAUCUUUCAGAUAACAAUGGCCUCGCCUGAUGAAAGUUCAGCCCUGGAAAUCAUACGCCAGCACCUUCUUGAUGAUUCUGCCUUCUUGCAAACCUAUUGUUCAUCUCCUGUUUUUGACUCGGAUAAUUCCCAGAUUUCAAGAACCUCAAGCAAUUCGAGUUCUGUUCUCUCUGAACUGACCAACAGCUCUACAUCUUCUUCCUCCGUUGAGCAAAGUUCUUCUGUUUUCAUGCCUGUCUUUACAGCUACCAGUAAUCUUGAAUUCUCCGGCUUCUUCAGAUCAGAAGCUGCGCCUGAAUUCUUGGAGUUUGAAACCAAGCCACGAAUUCUGUGUAGUAGUUCGGACCCUAUGAAGCAGAAGAACUUCAGCGAGAGGAAGCCGUCACUCAACAUAGCCAUUCCGACAGUGAGCAAGAAAGUGGAGUGGGAUCAGAAUUUCGAUGCUUCUUUCAAAGUGCAGAAGGUGGCUGAGAGAAAGGUUGAAGCGAACUCCGCCGACCGGAGACAUUACAGAGGCGUCAGGCAGAGGCCCUGGGGGAAGUUUGCGGCGGAGAUACGUGACCCUAACAGGAAGGGAACCCGGGUUUGGCUCGGAACGUUCGACACGGCGGUGGAGGCGGCGAGAGCCUAUGACAGGGCGGCGUUCAAGCUGAGGGGCAGCAAAGCCAUACUGAAUUUCCCUCUUGAAAUUGGAACUUCAAACCCUUUGCCGCAGAAUGAGGCCGCGCCGGCGGCAGGUUGCCGGAAGAGAAAGACGGAGUGGGAGUGUGAAGAAAGGGAGAAGAAAGAAGUUAAGAGGAGAGAAGAAAUUCGGGAAGUUAAAACUGAGAGUGAAGCAACGGCGGCAGUCCCAUUAACGCCGUCGAGUUGGACGGCCGUUUGGGAUGGCGGAGAUGGAAAGGGAAUAUUUGAAGUUCCGCCGCUGUCGCCGUUAUCUCCUCAUCCAAGUUUGGGUUACUCAAGGCUGAUGGUUAUUUGAACUUAGGACUCAAAUGCACCUGACGCAAAAAGUCUGGGGUGAUUUAGGGGUUUCUGAAAGUUUAGGGGAGAAAAAAAGGAAUAGUGACUUUGGUUCUUAAUCUAAUGUAUAAAAUAAUAAUAAUAAAUAAUAAUUUGUAGAUAUAGGAUAAUGUAGUGUAAGAGUUGUUUGAUUUAUUUAUUCGUUUGUAUGAGGUGGAAGCACGUUUCUACAUAUGAAAGUGACAACUUUGGUUAA